This is a messenger RNA of Knipowitschia caucasica, 2823 nucleotides long. Lineage: Eukaryota; Metazoa; Chordata; Actinopteri; Gobiiformes; Gobiidae. The record is from the annotation of a GenBank genome assembly.
AUGCGCGAUCCUCUGAAAACGUGGUGCAAAAAGAACAUGUCGUCUGCCAAAGCCAGGAGGAGAGAAAUAAAGCUGAAACACCAGCCUGCGAAUGUACAAUAUGGUGUUAAUGACAACAACCUAAACGUCAAAGAUAAUGGUGAUCAACAUCAGAAAGGUGUAGGACCACGUCAUGGCUGGGUUAAGGGCCAUCAAAAAGAUGCAGGUUACUCCAAAGAGAUGCCUAAAUACAUCAAUGCUGGAUCCUUUGCCCAAGCCAGAGCUCAAGAGGUGAAAGCGAUGAUGAAAGCAGUGAACAAGAAAUCUGCGAGCUGUCAUCUGUUUUCUGCUCUACCUAAACAUAUGAGAAGACGAGCUGUGAGCCACAACCCCAAACGCCUCCCGCGCAGACUCCAAGAGAUGGCAAUUAAACUUAGAGCAAAGACCCUGACAGGAGUUAAAAAGAAAAAUGAAUCAAAAACGAAGAGCCGUAAAGCCCGCAGAAGACAUGGAAAUCUCUUGCUUGAGUUCAAUCGCAGACAGAGGAAGAACAUUUGGCUGGAAACACAUAUUUGGCAUGCCAAACGCUUCCACAUGGUCAAAAAAUGGGGCUAUUGUCUUGGUGAUAGACCUACAAACAAGUGUUACAGGCCGAGCUACAGAGCAAUGAGCAACCACUGCUUACUUCAGGAUAUUUCUUAUUAUUGUUGUAUUGAACUUCUUGGAGAGGAAGACCAACUUCUGGCUGCAUUGGCAAAGUUAACCUGCAAAGAUACUGGUCCUUCCUUUGCAGCAGCAGUUUGUCUCUCUGGCCGUAGACAAGGCAGUGUGGUGGUGUACCGAGCAGGACAGUACCCCUCCCAAGCACUGGGCCCGGUCACCUUCCUAUGGAGACCCCGUGAACAAGGGUCCAAUCAGAGACAGCUGUGGAUUUGGGCUCAUCCUACUCUGAAACCGGAGCUUCUCACUGAGUUACAAGAAGUGUGCGACUGUUCUGUGCCUAUUAUUCCUCCGGUUGUGCCAGAGGUACAGGCAGCUGACGUGUCUCAUGUUGAAGAAUCAAUCGAGUUACCAAAGACUGUCGUCAAGCCAAUUCCAGGAAGUAAGAGAAAGAGGAGCUGCUCAGAGCCGAGUGGACCUCCAGCUAAAAAGAUCCUCGGAGAUGGAACUAGAUCUCCCACCACACCCAUUGUGUGGAAGUCCAAUACAUCAUCAACAGUCAUUAAUGAUCUUACCAUGGAUAUGGUUCGCUAUCGGCUGAUUGGUCCACUGUCCCACACAGUCUUGGCGGAAACGCUAGAAGCUGCUACAAGUUGUGAGCCUGUGCAGGGGUCUCUUUGGUGGCCCAGACACUGUAAAGAUGAAGGCAAGAUGAACCUGCAUAAGGAACAAGCUGAAGUCUUUAACCUCCUCAAAUGCAUUGACUCGUCUGGAGAGAUCCCUCCAGGGACAGUAUUUGGUCUGAACGUGGAUGACCCAAGAAUAACUUUACCAACUAAAAAAGUUAAAGCUUUGCCAAAUGUGCAGCAAGCAGAAGGAGUAUCCACGGAGGUGGAAGAGAAGGUUAAGCAGCUCGUGUUGAAUGGCGUGUCAGAGCGUUGCUGCCAGAGCUUCUUAUGGGAUCGCACAGUUCGGGACAAUGUGACAGAGAACAAGAUUCCAGAACAGGAGUUGAACCGCAUGAAGCGUGAGCUGCUGGUGCCCGGCUCCAGACUCCAGCCUGUCCCUCCCCAGAGUCGCGUGCCAGUGCUGCUGGUGCAUCAGCCUGGGAAACAGGUGGGCCAUGAGAGGAGCACCUGGGGCGCUGGAUGGGACAUUUUAUUGCCUAAAGGCUGGGGCAUGGCCUUUUGGGUGCCACUGGUGUAUAGAGGAGUGCGUGAAGGGGGACUACACAUGUCCCUGAAACACUCUCAGAAUAAGAGUGCUCCCCACUUCCCCCACGAUUACCCAGACUGCCCUGCUGGAGUCCGAUUUCAGGAAGAGCAGGCGGCAGAGCUCCUUGAAAAGUUCAAACGGCGUCCCCCGGCCAAACGAACCAAUUAUAUCAAACUUGGGUGUCUGGCUCCGUUUCGUUGCCCUUGGAAACAGUUGGCAGAAGAGUGGGAGAUGAUCUGUGCCGAAGAGAGAAAUGAGAGCACGAGUUCUGACACGGUGACGGAAGAGGGGGCGACUCUGCAUCAAGACGUCACCUCUGCAACCCCACAGAGCUUCACUGUGCUCAGGAACAGAAAAUUGUUGCGUCUGCUCUCUGGUUGGUGCAGACCCACCUCAUCGAGAGGACAGCGGACAUGUCGACAGGCCCAGUGUCCACCUCUUGACCAAUCAGCUCUGAGGUCUUUUCUUGGUGCCCAUUGCAUGAGUUUAGUGUGGAUCCGUCUGUCUCUCAUGUCUAAAGGAAAACCAGAGCUGCAUGGGAUGGUGUGUGUGCCAACUCCGGAAGAUCUGAAAUUACUCAAAGACCCUCAAUGCAGUGGACCUAUUGAGCCAACCCACAAGGAUCAUUUCAAAACUAAAUCAAAAAGACAAAAGAAGGCAACAAAGAAAGUGCAGGAGGAUAAAACGAUCGCCUCAAAAUCAUCGUCCCCCUCUCCAAACCAUGUUUUGGGGAUAUGGCCGGACCCCUUGCCCAGUGUCACCUCUCACUGCUCCCGUGUCACCCUGGGCUGGGUAACUCAAGGAGACUUCUGCCUCACAGCUGGAUGUGGCGAAGCGCUAGGGUUGGUCAGUGUGUCUGGUCUCAUCACGACUCUCAAGAAGCAGUCGAUGGAGCACAGAGGGGUCUUACUGCUGAGAAACCCUACUUCUCUACACUAUCGCUUUGUGAAGGCCAACAUAGAAGUCUGA